This is a messenger RNA of Colias croceus (clouded yellow), 783 nucleotides long. Its product is annotated as zinc finger matrin-type protein 2. The record is from RefSeq and is a predicted model, not a curated record. Gene Ontology annotation, biological process: mRNA splicing, via spliceosome. NCBI's taxonomy places the organism in Eukaryota, Metazoa, Arthropoda, Insecta, Lepidoptera, Pieridae. The coding region runs from base 114 to 722 and encodes 202 amino acids. Gene Ontology annotation, cellular component: U4/U6 x U5 tri-snRNP complex; spliceosomal complex. Gene Ontology annotation, molecular function: nucleic acid binding; zinc ion binding. The transcript is spliced from 3 exons.
AUUGACAUUUUUUUUUGUGUCAAAAUACAAAAUAUAGGUGUCGAAUUUUGUUCAUUUUUUAAUCAAAAUAAGCAUAAUAAUUAGAAGUUCAAGGUAUAAUUACAGCUGCGAAAAUGAGUAUGAGACCGGAUGAUCAUCGUAGAAAAUGGGAUAAAGAUGAGUUUGAGAAAAUUGCUGUCGAGAGACUACAAGCGGAAUUGGAGGAAGAAGAACGCUCAAAGAAAAAGGGUAAGAUUAUAGCUCCACCAGUUAAACGAGAACUUCUCAAACAACGUGAUUAUAAAGUUGACUUAGAUUCAAAACUAGGAAAAAGUGUUGUAAUAACAAAAAACACACCUACCUCACAAACUGGUGGCUAUUACUGCAAUGUAUGCGACUGUGUUGUCAAGGACUCUAUUAACUUUCUUGAUCACAUUAAUGGCAAAAAACAUCAAAGGAAUCUUGGUAUGUCCAUGAAAAUUGAACGAAGCUCAUUGGAUCAGGUUAAAGCACGGUUUGCACUAAACAAACGUAAACUAGAAGAGAAGAAAAAGGAAUAUGAACUGGACACUCGGCUAAAAGAAGCUGCAGAAGAGGAGGCAAGACUGAAAGAACUCAGACGCGAACGUCGCCGAGACAAAAAACGUAAACUACAGGAAGACGAUGACACUGAAGACACUCCCGCACAGUCGGAAUUAGCUCAGAUCAUGGGAUUUUCUGGUUUUGGGGCGACAAAAAAAUGAUCCCUUAAUUUUAUUAGAAUAAGAUAUAUUCAGUAUGAUGAAUAAACAAAUUCUCUUUGGC